This is a messenger RNA of Schistocerca nitens (vagrant locust), 1670 nucleotides long. It is a transcript of the gene inc, whose product is annotated as BTB/POZ domain-containing protein KCTD5. The record is from RefSeq and is a predicted model, not a curated record. Gene Ontology annotation, cellular component: Cul3-RING ubiquitin ligase complex; cytoplasm. Lineage: Eukaryota; Metazoa; Arthropoda; Insecta; Orthoptera; Acrididae. The transcript is spliced from 5 exons. The coding region runs from base 6 to 647 and encodes 213 amino acids. Gene Ontology annotation, biological process: proteasome-mediated ubiquitin-dependent protein catabolic process; protein homooligomerization. Gene Ontology annotation, molecular function: cullin family protein binding.
GCAACAUGGCGGACAUGUGUGUAACACACACACAUGAGGAAGAGAAUAAUUCAACAAAUGUAGGAAAUAAACAGUGGGUGAGAUUAAAUGUCGGCGGAACAUAUUUCCUGACUACCAAGACAACUUUGUCACGUGAUCCUAAUUCCUUUCUGUUUCGGCUGUGUCAGGAAGACUCAGACCUCAUAUCAGAUCGAGACGCAACAGGAGCGUACUUAAUUGACAGAGACCCGAUGUAUUUCAGUCCCAUACUUAAUUACUUAAGGCAUGGAAAACUAGUCAUCAAUAAGGACCUUGCUGAAGAAGGUGUUCUUGAAGAGGCAGAGUUUUAUAACAUAACAGAUCUCAUUGGACUAAUUAAGGACCGGAUUUGUCAUAGAGAUAGUAGACCGCUUCGAGAUUCUAAGAAACAUGUGUACAGAGUUCUCCAGUGUCAUGAGGACGAACUCACACAGAUGGUAUCGACGAUGUCGGAUGGAUGGAAAUUUGAGCAGCUUAUCAACAUAGGGUCACAGUAUAAUUAUGGUAAUGAAGAUCAUGCAGAAUUUUUGUGUGUCGUGUCGAGGGAAUAUGGAGCCUCUCUGAACUCGCAAGGGACUGAACCAACAGACAGGGCAAAGGUUUUGCAGCAGAAAGGAUCACGGAUGUGAGAUAAACUGCAUAAAAGAUUACUACAAAUUGAAAAUGAGAUCAAUUGCACAAGUGGCUCUGUGUUCACCUAUGAGGCACCAGACUGAUCAUUUGAACCCAUGAGAUUCUCAACACUGAAACAUGUUCUUGGAGUGUUAAUUUUGGGAUGCUUUAUGCUUUGCUCUACGCAAAUUCAGAAUGUGAACUUUAUCUACAGAAAGUUAUUAGUUGGUUUUCAAGAAUGAACUCUUAAGUCAGUUGUUUGAAAUGCAGUUGGCCAGGUUAGUAAUUGGAAUGCUACUGCACUAGGAGAAUUGAAUGGAAUGAAACACAUUCUAAACUGUGUUACGUUUAAAAUAAAAAUAGAUUAAUUAAAUAAUGGUGACUUUCACUGAAAUGAAAAUUAAUGUUACAUUUAAACAAAAAAUACACAUUCAAUUUCAAGUAAAAAUAGAAUAUAAUAGAAAGCCUGUUACUAUAAUAUAAAAUGUAAUUGUGUGUUUUUGUUAUUUAUACCUUUAUUUAUUGAGAACUGGCACCAGGUGCUCAGCAUUUUUGUGUAAUUUGAUUAUAUAUUGUGUGAAACAAUCUAAUUUUUACCUUGCUGUAAAAUAAAUGUACAAUUUUGUAAAAAAAAAAAAAAGUUAUCGGCAAGAGUUAAAUGACCACAAAGACGAUUAUUUUGUAGUUGGAAUGUGAAAUGAAUUGUGCAAGUUCUGCAUGACAAGUUUCAAUUUGUCACUACCUGUUAUUUAAUUAUGUUUAUACAGAAUUUCAUUUUCCUUAUUAGAUGAGGAAAUGAAAAAUAUGAAUGGAUUCCAUUUGAGAUAUUAAUGAUCAAGAAUUCUUUGUUCAUAUUGCACUAAGGUUUAUAGUGCUAAUAGUGAAUAAAACUCACUGUGUGUGUGUGUGUGUGUGUGUGUGUGUGUGUGUGUGUGUGUGUGUGUGAAGCAAUUUUGCGAAAGGGAGACUUGUGUACUUGUUUUCUAAAACUAUUGUAAAUGCUCCUGUUAUGAAUUAAUAAAAUGUACCUUUCCUUAACA